UCUUUUAUGGUCUUCAGCAAAAUGUCGGACAGAACAAUGGCGGGGCAAGUACUGCUGGUUAUUUGGUUUCUCUCUCUCGGUUCAGCUCUCGGGCAGGUCAGUUACUCCAUUCCUGAGGAAAUGGCGAAAGGCUCUUUAGUCGGUAGCAUAGUACACGAUUUGGGUUUAGAUUUAAAGAGACUGAAAUCUGGUAAAGCUCGUGUUUAUACAGGAGACAGCGCUGAAUAUAUUGAGCUGAAUAAAGACAGAGGAGUCCUCCUUAUCAAAGAGAGAAUAGACCGAGAGGCGCUGUGCGGACAGACAACGCCUUGCGCAUUACAUUUACAGAUUAUUUUGGAAAACCCCAUAGAAUUUUACUCUGUUAAUGUCGAAAUAACCGAUGUAAAUGACCAUUCUCCCUCUUUCAAAAGAGAUGAAAUGAUAUUUAGAAUCAGUGAGUCCGCUGUUACCGGUGCGGUAUUUGAUUUAGAAAGAGCGAUGGAUUUAGACGUCGGAAAUAAUGGUCUGCAGACAUACUCACUAAAACCCACUGAUAAUUUUUUAUUAAAAUUACAAACUCAAUCAGACGGUAGUAAAUUAGUAGAAAUGGUUCUUCAAAAACCGCUCGAUCGUGAAAAGCAAGAGCAUUUGUCUCUGGUUCUGACAGCGAUAGAUGGAGGUGAUCCACAGUUGUCUGGUACCGCGCAGAUACUUAUUACUGUUUUAGAUGUCAAUGAUAACGCGCCUGUUUUUACGCAGAAAAUAUACAAGGCGAGUAUUACAGAAAAUGCUCUCAAAGGUACAGUGUUUACCACAGUAAGCGCCUCUGAUAUGGAUGAGGGCUCACACGGGAAAAUAAAAUAUUUAAUCACAAAUACCCUCGACCCUGUUACGGAAUUAUUUAAAAUUAAUGAGGAAAGUGGGGAGGUUACAGUAACGGGGGUUAUAGAUUACGAGAAAGCUCGGCAUUAUCAAAUUCAUGUACAAGCUGCAGAUGACGGAGGCUUGACAGAUUCUUGUAAGAUUGGUGUAGAUGUGAUUGAUGUGAAUGACAAUAAGCCGCUGAUAAACAUAAUGUCUAAAUUAACAAUCAUAUUAGAAAACUCUAGUUCUAGCACCGUUGUAACUGUAAUAAAUGUGCAGGAUCCAGAUUCCGGAGAAAAUGGAAAAAUACAGUGUUCCAUAAACGAAAACAUUCCUUUUACACUAACGUCGACUAGUAAUAAUUUUUUCAGUUUGGUCACCGAUGGUGAGUUGGAUCGUGAGAGAGAGUCCCAGCAUAAAAUCAGUGUGACGUGCGCUGAUGAGGGCGUGCCCUCUCUCUCCAGCAGCAUCACUCUCUCCUUACAAAUAUCAGAUGUGAAUGAUAACGCGCCUGUCUUUGAGAAAAGCUCUUAUGAUGCAUCUUUUCUCUCUCUCGGUUCAGCUCUCGGGCAGGUCAGUUACUCCAUUCCUGAAGAAAUGGCGAAAGGCUCUUUAGUCGGUAACAUAGCGCAAGAUUUGGGUUUAGAUUUAAAGAGACUGAAAUCUGGUAAAGCUCGUAUUUAUACAGGAGACAGCGCUGAAUACAUCGAGCUGAAUAAAGACAAGGGAGUCCUCCUUAUCAAAGAGAGAAUAGACCGAGAGGCGCUAUGCGGACAGACAACGCCUUGCGCACUACAUUUACAGAUUAUUUUUGAUAAUCCAAUGGAACUGUUUCGAGUAACUAUUGAAAUUACAGACAUUAAUGACAAUUCCCCUAUUUUUAAAAGAAAUGAGAGACGAUUUGAUAUAAGCGAAUCGGCUGUCGUGGGAUCAAAGUUUAUGCUGGAGAAAGCGAUAGAUGCAGACAUCGGUGCGAAUGGCCUGCAAAGUUAUUUUCUACAGCCUACUGAUCAUUUUAAUUUAAAACUUCAUGGUCAGAGUGAUGGUAGUAAAAAGGUUGAAAUGAUUCUACAAAAGCCUUUAGACCGAGAAAAACAGGAGAACAUGUCUCUGGUAUUAACGGCAAUGGACGGUGGAGAUCCACCGAAGUCAGGGACCGUUCAGAUACAUAUAACUGUGAUUGAUGCAAACGAUAAUGCUCCAGUUUUUACUAAACCUAUGUAUAGAGCAAUUAUUAGUGAAAAUUCUGAGGAAGGAAAAUCAGUCAUCUCUGUUAGUGCUUCAGAUUCAGACAAAGGGGCGAAUGGCGAGGUCGGUUACUUAAUUGCGAACAGUGACGGCGUAUCUGAUUUUUUCCAAAUAGAUGAAAAUGGCUUGGUGACGUUAGUAGGAAAACUCGAUUUCGAAACAUCCAAGCAUUACCAAAUUGAUAUAGAAGCAGUAGAUAACGGUGGCCUGUCAGAUUCUAGUAAGAUCAUAAUAGACGUGAUUGACGUAAAUGAUAAUGCGCCCGUCAUCAGUGCGAUGUCAAAAUCUACAGCAAUACCCGAAGAUUCGCCUCAGAGCACAGUGAUUGCUAUAGUCAGUGUUAAUGAUCCGGAUUCCGACAGUAAUGGACAGGUUCAGUGCAUUGUAAAUGAAAAUAUUCCAUUUACAAUUAAAUCAACUUCUAAUGGAUUUUACAGUAUUGUGACAGACGGUGAUUUAGAUCGGGAGGGAGAGUCCCA
Messenger RNA from Triplophysa rosa, 2570 nucleotides. Its product is annotated as protocadherin beta-14-like. Gene Ontology annotation, molecular function: calcium ion binding. The record is from RefSeq and is a predicted model, not a curated record. Gene Ontology annotation, biological process: homophilic cell-cell adhesion. The annotation marks the transcript as partial. NCBI's taxonomy places the organism in Eukaryota, Metazoa, Chordata, Actinopteri, Cypriniformes, Nemacheilidae. Gene Ontology annotation, cellular component: plasma membrane. The transcript is spliced from 2 exons.